UGAAGAACGCCUUGCCGUUGUUGAGGUUUUUCGCACUACUCACCAAAAUAAAACUCCAAAAAUACAGUAGGGCCUUAUAAUGGCUGACGAAGAAACUGGCAUCAAUGAGAGCAAUGCCAAAACUGCAUCAUCAGAUGUCAGUAUGGACCAGACUCCUUUGAUAGAACAUGUUGCCCCAUCUCCUUUGGUCAGCACGGCACAGUUAAUAACAUCCCAGACAGACAGCUGUCAAUCAGUCUUACCCAUGAGCACCRUCAUGACCUCUCAUGUAUCCACUUGUACUCUGACUCCUAUAACUACAGUCACUUCCAUGGGAGAGGAGAGCCAUGCUGCUCUUUUAUUUCUACUUAAUACUUCCAGUCCUCCAAGCCAAGCAGAAACCACCACCUCCUAUUCUGGCCUGUCAUCAUUUGGCAAUGCAGUAUUUGUACCUCAACCAGUCACCAUCAAUGUUAUGGCACAAGGACAGAAUUCUUUGUCUAAAGCGAUAAAUAAUUCUGAUGGUGGUAGUAAUGUUAUUGAAAAAGCAAUGGAUCUGGCGAAUUUAGGAGAAAUGCCAGGUGGUGAGAGUGUCCACCACCCUGUGACUAAUGCUGCUCUGACACUGGUUUCCUUAGGAUCUGCCGUAGGGCAGCCAGUGCAGGAGAUUGUAAUAGACGAGAGGGGAAGAAGUAGUUUAUCACAUGAUUCAAACUUAGGUGAAGUGUCUGUUACUGUGGAAUCAGAAGGAUCUUCCCCUAUGGUCCAUAAGAGCCAAGUUGGUGGCUGUACCAUGGUUGCAUCUACAUCAGGGAUUAGUAAUAUGGAUAACAUAGAUGACAAGACUGAGCUGAGGGCAAAGUUACGAGAAGUUGUCACUCAGACUGGUGGUGGAGAGAAGGAGGUAGUAGUACUGAAGGCCAUUGCAAGAUCUAACCACAAAUCUUUGUCAUCACUACUUGUAAACCAGAGUUUAGAAAGAAAGAGACUGGCAGAAUUGAAGGAGACUCAGAAAGAAGAGAUAGAAAAAGAAAGAGCUCAUCCCUGUGAUAAAUGUGAGAAAAAAUUCUUUACCAAGCAUGAUUUGAAACGACACUACUUGGUUCAUUCUGAAGUCAGACCAUAUGAAUGCCAGACUUGCACAAAAGCUUUCCGCACACCCAAUGAACUCAAGCUCCAUUUACCAGUACACAAUACUGACACUCCUUACAAAUGUGAAUUCUGUGGAAAAGAAUUCAGAACUAAAGGCUGUAUCAAGUCACAUAUCAAGUAUCAUAUUGGGGAUAAAAGACAUAAGUGUACACUAUGUGGUAGGGCAUUUGUCAAAAGUGCCGACCUGAAGCGUCAUAUUGCUGCUCAUAAUAAUGAGAAAAAAUUCAAAUGUGAUGAAUGUGAUUCGAUGUUCACACGUCGUGACAACCUCAAGGCACACAUGUUGCUUCACAGUCGAAAGAGUGUUGUCAAUUGUAAGAUGUGUAACAAGGAGUUUAUUAAUGAGGUUUAUCUGAAGAGACACAUGCAUAUUCACAAACAGGCCAAGAAAAAACCUUACGAGUGCCAAUGGUGUCCAAAGACUUAUGAACAACUUGAAGGCCUUAGACGACAUAUUAGACAGCAUGUUGGAGAUGAAAAAUUUGUGUGUGAACACUGUGCCAAGAAGUUCAUCACUGCCAUCCAGUUAAAACGUCACUUAUGGCUUUCUCAUGAACAGAACAGUCCAUACAGAAGAUCCAUCUCGUAGAAUCACACAAAAAGAAGUACUGGGUUCAAAUUUAUUUUUUCUCUUUAUAGCCCUAUCACUUGGUAAACUUGGUAUUACAGAAAAGGACGAAUACRAAAUUUGUACAAAAAAGUUACAGUACUACCAAAAUUCUUAGUCAAUAUGGCUAUUACUGACAUUAGAAAAAGAAUAGCAAUUUUCAUAAGCCAAAACCAAAGGAAUCACUAGUAUUUGCUAUUUGCCUACUGCCAAGUUUGAGCCCAGAAUGAACACUGUAUGUCUUCAGAGAUGUAUUUCAAAGCAAUCAGGAUGGUCAUGAGAAAAUCAAAAUAACAAUCACACAAAGCUUAAAAAGUUUAGAUAAAAACUUUUAAUUUAUAUGCGAAACUUUUGAGUUCAUUUUCUCUUUGAAAUUUUGUAGUCUAAGCUAUUAUCUAAUUAAAGAAUGGAUCCAAAAUUGUUUUUAGGAGGCAAGGGGUCAAUCAUUUACAAACUCAAGCACCAAUAACACAGUACUAAGUUCUAAGCUUGUCUAGGGGAUGCUCACCCCUGCAAAUUUUCACACAAUUUUAUUGCAUAGAGGUACUAACUGUUGCAUUGACAUGUUCAUCUCUUAAUUUCCUUAUUUUGUAUCAAAUUAAAAUAUGGAGACCAAUUUGUAUAUGUAAUAGGACUCCAUGCUUGGAUGAGGCCGUACAGUAGGCCGAGUCCAAUUUGGCAGUCAGAGGAAUUUUUCGAGUCCAAUUAUUUCUUGA
Messenger RNA from Actinia tenebrosa (Australian red waratah sea anemone), 2454 nucleotides. RefSeq lists its product as uncharacterized. The record is from RefSeq and is a predicted model, not a curated record. Gene Ontology annotation, cellular component: nucleus. Lineage: Eukaryota; Metazoa; Cnidaria; Anthozoa; Actiniaria; Actiniidae. Gene Ontology annotation, biological process: regulation of gene expression.